CCCAGGUACGGUCGUCUGCGUGGUUGGAAUGUACUGUAUGUGUGUGGGACUGAUGAGUACGGUACAGCUACAGAGAACAAGGCCCGUGAGGAAGGUCUGACAGCGCAGCAGAUCUGUGACAAGUACCACGCUGUCCACGCCUCCAUCUACCAGUGGUUCCAGGUGGACUUCGACUUCUUUGGCCGCACCACCACAAGGAAACAGACUGAGAUAGCCCAGAACAUCUUCUGGCGUCUCCAUGAGCGAGGCUUCCUACUUGAAGACAUUGUGGAGCAGCUGCGCUGCGAGGCGUGCCAGCGUUUUCUAGCCGACCGCUUCGUCGAGGGAACAUGUCCCUUCUGCUCUUACCCAGAGGCCCGAGGGGACCAGUGUGACAAGUGUGGCAAGCUUAUCAACGCUGUGGAGCUACGGGAGCCUACUUGUAAGGUGUGUAGUCAGACUCCUGUAGUCCAAUCCUCCAAACACCUGUUCCUGGACCUGCCCAAGUUGGAGGCUGAGUUGGAGCAGUGGUUGGAGAGGUCUAUUGGGUCAGGGGACUGGACGGCCAACGCCAAACAGAUCACCAGAUCCUGGGUGAGGGACGGACUCAAACCCCGCUGCAUCACCAGAGACCUGAAGUGGGGAACCCCUGUACCUCACCCCGACUUCUCUGACAAGGUGUUCUACGUGUGGUUUGACGCUCCUAUUGGUUACCUGUCCAUCACAGCCAACUACACUGACCAAUGGGAGAAGUGGUGGAAGAACCCACAGCAGGUGGAGCUGUAUAACUUCAUGGCCAAGGACAAUGUUCCGUUCCACAGUGUGGUGUUCCCCUGCUCUCUACUGGGAGCACAGGACAACUAUACACUGGUCAACCACCUGGUGGCUACAGAGUACCUGAACUACGAGGACACCAAGUUCUCUAAGAGUCGAGGUGUUGGUGUGUUUGGUGACAUGGCCAAGGACACGGGUAUCCCCUCUGACGUGUGGCGAUUCUACCUGCUGUACCUCCGUCCCGAGGGUCAGGACUCGGCCUUCUCCUGGGUCGACAUGGCCACCAAGAACAACUCUGAGCUGCUCAAUAACCUGGGCAACUUCAUCAACAGGGCUGGUAUGUUUGUCAGUAAGUUCUUUGAGGGCUGUGUCCCUGCCAUGGUUCUUCAGCAGGAGGACAAGAGACUGUUGGCUCAGGUGGGAUGGGAGCUGAAGCAGUACAUUAACCUCAUGGACAGAGUCAAGAUCCGUGAUGCCCUGAAGUGUAUCCUCAACAUCUCUCGCCACGGUAACCAGUACAUCCAGGUCAACGAACCCUGGAAGAAAAUUAAAGGAGACGAAACAGACAGGCAGCGAUCGGGUACAGUGACAGGUGUGUCUGUGAAUGUGGCGUGCCUGCUGUCCGUCAUGCUCCAGCCCUACAUGCCAACGGUCAGUCAGACCAUCCGCAGGCAGCUGAACGCUCCGCCCUCCGUCACCGGGACCCUGCUGCAGGGCCCAGGGACCUUCGUCUGCUCUCUGCCCGCCGGGCAUCACAUUGGCACGGUCAGCCCGUUGUUCCAGAAGCUAGAGUCCGAACAGAUUGAGUCUCUGAAGAAGAGGUUUGGAGGACAGCAGCCAGAGGAGGAAGAAGAAUCCAAACCGAAGCCAAAGACGACAGCCCAGACUGCCACAACCCCAGCUUCAGAUCCGGCCGCUCGGACUGCAGUGAACGGAGUAGACGCUGAGAGAGCCAGGGAGUUAACACUGGCUGUGGCAGAACAGGGCGAGAAGGUCCGGACCCUGAAGGGCCAGAAGGCAGAGAAAACUGUGAUUGGAGCAGAGGUCACCAAACUACUGGAACUGAAGAAACAGCUGUCCCUGUCUGAGGGAAAGGACCCAGAACCAGUGCUGACAAAAGGCAAGAAGAACGCCCAGCCUGCCACAACCCCAGCUUCAGAUCCGGCUGCUCAGACUGCAGUGAACGGAGUAGACGCUGAGAGAGCCAGGGAGUUAACACUGGCUGUGGCAGAACAGCCAGCUAACUUCUACACCUGA
This is a messenger RNA of Oncorhynchus masou masou (cherry salmon), 2010 nucleotides long. RefSeq names its product methionine--tRNA ligase, cytoplasmic-like. Gene Ontology annotation, cellular component: cytosol; aminoacyl-tRNA synthetase multienzyme complex. The record is from RefSeq and is a predicted model, not a curated record. The annotation marks the transcript as partial. Gene Ontology annotation, biological process: methionyl-tRNA aminoacylation. Lineage: Eukaryota; Metazoa; Chordata; Actinopteri; Salmoniformes; Salmonidae. The transcript is spliced from 15 exons. Gene Ontology annotation, molecular function: ATP binding; methionine-tRNA ligase activity.